Molecule: messenger RNA, 276 nt
Organism: Acaulospora morrowiae
Lineage: Eukaryota; Fungi; Glomeromycota; Glomeromycetes; Diversisporales; Acaulosporaceae
Source: the annotation of a GenBank genome assembly
AUGUUAGUCAUAAACACUGCUGGCUUAACCGUUGCACCGUUGCUCAUCAGUCACUUCAUGGCCGCCACUCAAUCCAUGAACAAUAGUGCCGGCUUAAUAGCACCAACCCAAUGUUUUCCCGCAAAUCAUAAUCGAACAAACACUCGCUCAUAUGAUGAUAACGACAUAGGUUCCGCAUCCAACGGGGAUUGUCCUCAGAAAGUAUAUUCUUUCGUGGCUCUACCAGGGAGAAACACUAAGAAGAACUAUGGUACUCUCAACCACUUGAAUGCUCAC